Cyprinodon variegatus (sheepshead minnow) is the source of this 2016-nucleotide messenger RNA. RefSeq names its product kelch domain containing 4 (gene klhdc4). Gene Ontology annotation, molecular function: protein binding. NCBI's taxonomy places the organism in Eukaryota, Metazoa, Chordata, Actinopteri, Cyprinodontiformes, Cyprinodontidae. Bases 107 to 1873 code for a protein of 588 amino acids. The transcript has 13 exons. The record is from RefSeq and is a predicted model, not a curated record.
UUGCCGGAAGUACAUCUCUUCAAAGGGAAAUUCUCCUUUUCGGCAUGUGGAGUCUGUUUGGGCUUUUAAUUCUCAUAGUAUUUUGGUAAAUUGAAUCAGUUGUAAAAUGGGAAAGAAAGGCAAAAAAGAGAAGAAGGUGAAAGGAGCUGAUAAGACGGCAGCUAAAAUGGAGAAAAAGGUUUCAAAGAGGUCCAAAAGAGAAGAGGAAGAUUUGGAGGCUCUCAUCGCUGAGUUUCAGAAUCUGGACGCGAAGAAGACUCAGGUGACAGAGACCAGCUGUGCUCCUCCAUCAGCGAGGCUGAAUGCGUCUCUGUCUGCACAUCCUGAGAAAGAUGAGCUCAUCCUGUUUGGAGGCGAAUUCUUCAAUGGAAAAAAAACGUAUCUCUACAAUGAUCUGUUUUUCUACAACAUCAAGAAGAACAGCUGGGUUAAAUCCGAAAUACCCAACCCUCCUCCUCCACGCUGCUCUCACCAGGCAGUGGUGGUCCCACAGGGGGGAGGCCAGCUCUGGGUGUUUGGGGGGGAGUUUGCUUCUCCAAAUGGGGAACAGUUCUACCACUACAAGGACCUCUGGGUGCUGCACCUGGCUACUCACACAUGGGAAAACAUCAAAGCCCCGGGUGGUCCGUCGGGCCGCAGCGGCCACCGAAUGGUCCUCAGCAAGAGGCAGCUGCUGGUGUUUGGAGGUUUCCAUGAGAGCACAAGGGAUUUUAUUUACUACAAUGAUGUCUACGCCUUCUCUCUGGACACCUUCUCCUGGUCUCGCCUGGCUCCAUCAGGCUCUGCCCCUUCACCGCGCUCUGCCUGUCAGAUGACCUCCACACCAGACGGUACAGGUGUCAUCAUCUAUGGCGGAUACUCUAAAGUGAGGGUGAAAAAGGACGUGGAGAAGGGGACCAUCCACUCUGACAUGUUUCUGCUCAAGCGAGAGGGUAAAGAUAGCCAAGAAAAGUGGAUUUGGUCCAGACUGAGCCCCUCUGGGAGUAAGCCUCCUCCUCGCUCUGGUUUCUCUCUGGCCGUGGGUCCAGCAGGGCGGGCGGUGCUGUUCGGUGGGGUUUGUGAUGAGGAAGAGGAGGAGAUGCUGGAGGGAGACUUCUUUAAUGACCUCUACCUGUAUGACACAGUGAAGAACCGCUGGUUUCCCUGCGUUCUCAGGGGAAACAAGUCGGAGAAAAAGAAACGACGAAGGGGGAAGAAAGUUGGUGCAGAGGAUGAGGGAGCGGAGAUGAAGGGGGAGGGAGAGGAGGCAGCAGCUCAAGGACCGACUGAGGUCAUCAAGGAGAUUGUGACAGAGGACGGUACAUUGAUGACCAUCAAGGAAGUGAUCCCUGGUCACCAGGAAGAGGAGGAUGAAGAGGAGGAGGAGGAAGAGGAGGAAGAUGAGUCAGCCUCGGCCCCGAUGGUGGAGCCCUGUCCAAGGUCCAGCGCCAUGGCAACCGUCCGUCAGGGCAAGCUGUACCUCUACGGAGGGAUGUUUGAGGUGGGAGACCGGCAGUUCACCCUGAGUGACUUCUACUGCCUGGACCUCCAUAAGAUGGAUCAGUGGGAGGUUCUGGUUGAAAUGGACCCGAAGACGCAGGAGUGGCUGGAAGAGUCUGAGUCAGAGGAUGAAGAGGAGGAGGAGGAAGCCAAAGGAGCAGAAGGGGAGGAAGAGGAGGAGGAAGAUAGUGAGGAUGAUGAAGAAGAAGAAGAAGAGGGAGAGGAAGAGGAGCACCCAGCGGUGCAGAAGGGAGAGACUGUCACAGACUACCAGAUCCGGACCGAGCAGUACUGGUUAAAGGUUGCACGUUCCAACAUGGGGCCCGAUGCCAAGGACAAAAAAGUGGCCAAGGUUGCCGUUGCCAUGGCGAAAGUCUUCUAUGAAGACCAGUAGUGGACACUCAGAACUGGCAGUGCCUCAGUGAACGUUUUUGUGUUUAUCAGCAGAUAUCUUUUAUAUUAAAUGCCUAUGAAUGUCAAAUGAACUCCAGAACCUGUAAAAUAUGUUUCUUAACAAAAUUAAACAUUCAGCUGAUU